AUGAGCAAGUAUGGGUUGAAUCUUAGGCCUGCAAAGCCCAAAAAGCAGCUUCCAAGGCCUUCAAUUCCCCUUCCUUUUGGCUUUAAUGAAGACGAUGAUAACAAUGUUGAGAGAGAAAUUGCUAUCCAGGCUAGCAAGACUAAAAGUCUCAAGGAUGUCGAGGAGCAGCAAAAGAAAGCCUUGGAAGAAGAUCCAACCAUAUUUGACUAUGAUGGGGUCUAUGACAAAAUGAAAGAAAAAGUUUCCCGUCCAUUGAUACAAGAUCGUGAAGAGAGAAAGCCAAAAUAUAUUCAAAACCUGAUUCAGAAAGCAAAAGAGCGAGAGCAGUAUCGUGAGAUUGUAUAUGAGAAAAAGAUUGCCAAGGAGAGAAGCAAAGACGAUCAUCUCUUUGCUGACAAAGACAAAUAUAUCACAGAAGCAUAUAGAAAAAAGCUUGCUGAACGAGAGCAACAGAUGGAACUAGAACGUCUACGGGAACUUCAAGAGGAGAGAGAGGAUGUUACAAAGAAAAAGGAUUUUUUGGUUGAUUUUUAUACAAACCUUGAUAAAAAUGUUGCUUAUGGUGCAAAAGACGCUCAAAGGAGAAAACACGACAAUCGGGCCGAGAAUAGAGUUCCAGAGACACAUGAGGAAAUGAACCCUGAUGCAUCAAAUCCGCAACAUGAUGGUAAUACGGACGAAGAACAUUCAUUGACUAAGGAAACUUCACCAGCAGAGUCUUCAGGGAAAAAGAUUGGCGAUCAGGGCGAAACUUCCUGUCUUUCUAAUAGAAGUGUCAGUCCCUUGGAUAUGAAGCCAAAUCUCGCAGCUUCUGCAGAAGAAAAAAGUACAGUUGAGGAGCCAUCAGCUUCACAACCAAAUCCGGAGCAUCACAAAAGAAGUCAAGAUGCUGUGGCUGCAGCAAAAGAACGUUUUCUAGCACGUAAGCGAGCAAAGCAACAGUGA
This is a messenger RNA of Lathyrus sativus (Indian pea), 945 nucleotides long. The record is from the annotation of a GenBank genome assembly. NCBI's taxonomy places the organism in Eukaryota, Viridiplantae, Streptophyta, Magnoliopsida, Fabales, Fabaceae.